Messenger RNA from Paramecium pentaurelia, 1648 nucleotides. NCBI's taxonomy places the organism in Eukaryota, Ciliophora, Oligohymenophorea, Peniculida, Parameciidae. The record is from the annotation of a GenBank genome assembly.
AUGAGUAAAUUCAACUAUGUUUUCAAACCUUUGUUUAUUGAUACUUUUGAAUAUAGCUAUAUGGAUGGGAAGACUGAAAAGUCAUUUACAGUAAAAAGAAAGUCUUCAAUUAAAGAAGGGAGGAGUUUUAUAUAAAAGAGUGAACCUAUUACCUAAUUUAACGUAUUUGAUUGUUUUAUAAUUUUAGAAUGAAUCCAUUAAAAAAAGUUAAAAGAGAGCUUAAACAAGUAGAUAAUUGAAAUAAUCUUCAUAACAUAGAAACUUAUCAAAUAAUUCUAAUACUCCUAAAAAUGGAAUUAGGUAAAUAGAAAGCCAAUUAGAAGAUGAAUUUGAAAUUUCAGAUAGGAGAAACUCUACUGAUUAGAGAUAAAAUAACAUACCUAAAAUAAAUUACUUAAAUUUUAAUGUAUUCAUAACUAAACAUAGUAGUUAAAUAGAUAGCAAUUAUGAAUGGAUAAACUAGCAAUUCAUUUUAAAAAGCAUUAAAAUUGAUAAAUACAGACAAUAAACUUAUGAGAAGAAAAACUAUUGAGACUUCUAAAGUUCCUAUUAUUAUAGAAAAUGAUAUUUAAUUAUAUGAACGUUUAGAAAAUUAAUAUCCUUCAGAUAUCAAAGAAUAAAUUGGAAAGAUGCUUGCUAUUAGUGAAAGAUAUACUCCAUAUAUUUAAAUGAGAAAGAGAGAUAAGGAGAGAGAGGCAUUUACAAGAAAUUUGUAAUUUCUUGAAGAAUCACUUUAAUAAUCAACAGCUCCUGAUAAAAAGCUUUAAACAGUUAUUUAAUAAUAUUUUGAUAAAAAGAAAUCAUUUUUAGAGGAAAAAGCAAAAUAAGAUGAAAUUUAAUUAAGAUAAUUGUCAGAAGAAACAUCUAGAAUUCGUUAAAAUUAAAGUAGAAUGAGAAUAUCAACAACUUUUUUAAAAAGAUUCAUUCAUUAAGUUGAGAAAGAUAAAUAAUAAUAAUAAUAAAAGAAUACAUAAGAAAUAGAAACUUAAAAGAGUGUUAUUUAAUCAAUAAAAUCAUCUUAAAAAAAUAAAAGAAGAUCAAAUGCAAUAUAUAGUGAAUAGGUAAAAUUUUUAUUCAAAAAAAUGUUUCAUCUAAUUGUUGAUUGUGUUAAGAAAAUGAAAUCAAUGAAACUUACAAUAAAAGAAGUGUUUUAACAUGGUGUUAUUUAAAAGAAACCAUAUGAAAGAGAAGGAUCUUUUUAAUUUUUUGAAGCUGUUGAGAAUAAUAAUUAUGAUCUAAUUAAUUUUAUCCUCAAAAAAUGCAGAUAUUAUGCCUUUGAUAUAAAUGAAUUAGGAUAAACUCCUUUACAUGUAAGUUCUAUAUAAGGACAUUAUACAAUAACUGAAAAAUUAUUAUAAAAUGGUGCUUAUCCUGAUUCAUAAGAUGUAUAAGGAUAUUCUCCACUUUAUUAUGCUGUUUAAUAUGAAAAUAAAUCAAUAGUUUAGAUAUUAUUAUAUUAUAAUGCUAAUCCUUGGUCAAAUAAUAAAUAUAAAUUAGAGACUCAAAAUAAUGAAAUAAGAAAGUUAUUGAAAUAAUCAAGAAAAGUAUAAAUUAUAUUUAAAUUUAGAUUCAUUUAUUACUGUUAUUAACUAAACAUCCAGAUAGAGAUCAAAUAUGGAUAAAUUCAAGAGAAUCUUUAUUAUCUUGA